AUGUCAUGGAAAAUCAAAUCAGUUGGUGAGUGUGAACAUGACAAUGAAGCAAUCAUUGGCCACAGAGGUGGUAAUGAGAUGAUAUUGACACUUGCACUUGCACUUCAUGACACUGAACAAGCCAGAGAGAUCUUGAGAUCCUCCCUGACAUUGGCAAAAAAGCUCUACGACAUCCCAACCCAGAUAUGGGUAUUAUCAAAUUUGACAGCAUUGUAUCAGCAAUUAGGUGAGAAAGGCAAUGAAAUGGACAAUUCUGAAUAUCAAAGGAAGAAAGUAGAGGAACUGCAAAAGAAACUUGCUGAUGCACAUUCAUCCAUUCAUCAUAUUGAACUGAUUGACAAAGUAAAACUUGAAGUUCAUCUACUGAACGAACUUGAUGUCAAGCGAGCAAUGGCAGGCCCGUCAAUGAGUGUCAAUCUUGACAUCCCAGAAUCUAUUGGUUUGUCUACACCAUCACCUAUGCCUUCAUCAUCAAGGCUCAUGGAUUUAGAUAUUGGUAGACUUGGGAAGAGAAAGUUGUAG
Molecule: messenger RNA, 522 nt
Organism: Ilex paraguariensis (yerba mate)
Lineage: Eukaryota; Viridiplantae; Streptophyta; Magnoliopsida; Aquifoliales; Aquifoliaceae
Source: the annotation of a GenBank genome assembly